CACGUUUUGUUGUUUAUCUUUUUUUCUGAUGCAACAUUUUAGUUGAAAAGGUUAAUCAUUUUGAUUGUUUUUCAUUUUGAUUGAUUUAAUUGUGAUUUAUUUUAAUAAUGGAACCUGUAUCUGUUAAUACUACUCAUGAGAUUGUCGGUGAAGCUCGACGGACACGGAGGACGAUGAUGGAUAGUGCUUCAGAAUAUCCAGCAAUUGGAAUUGGUAUUAUUAUGGGAUUAGGAGUUGUCGCUAUGGGAAUCUAUAAAUGGCGUAAAAAUCCAGCGAUCGCCACAAGUGGAUGGUUACAAAGUUAUCGAGUAGGAUCUUCAGCCCCAGUAGUAGCUGGAGCGCUUAUUAGUGCGAUGAUGCAAACGCCUGAAAAACGAAAGGCCCGAAGAGAGAGAUACAUAGGAUAAUUAAGUAAAUAGAAGUAAACAAAUUAGCGAAAUUAUUAUUUUUCAAAUUUAAACUGUAAUUUAACUCAUAAAGAAAAAGAUUCUAACCAAAUUGUAACCGUAAGAAAAAAAAGAAACAAGAAAAAAAAAGAGAAAAGUCUAUUUAUCGAGCAGAAAAUGUUGAUUCUCAUUCUCUUAGUUGUUGAACAACUUUUCAAGUCUAAAGGUUGAGAGACUUGAUUGAAUUUGUUACCUUGAUUUUCAUUAAUUGUUUUUCCUCAAAUUCCAUAGUUAUUAUUAAUUGUUCCCUCUAAAUGAAUAGAUUAAAUUAAAGAUUUAACCAUGGAUUGGGAAACAGUUUCUCCCAAUUCGUUAGCUGCGGUCCAAUGCAAUCAAUUGUUUAUUCAUCCAAAUCUUAAUCAUCUAAUAUACUGUUUAAGUAGCUGUCAACUCUCAAAAACGGUCUGAAUCAACGUCAUCAUCAUCAUCAUCCUAAUCUUCAUCAUCAUCACAACAGUAAACUCAAUGAACGUUGAGAAAGAAACGAAAAUUGUAAAUUAAGAAGACAAAUCAUUUUAUAUUUUUGACGUUUUCUUUUGUCUUCCUUGUGUUAAUUUACUUUUCUCUCUAAAUCUUAAAUUGUUGGUACUUUUUCCCCAUUUUUCAACACCAAUAAUUAACUUGUACAACUUCUUGUUUUUCUAUUUCUUGAUUAAUGCGAUUUUAUUUCCUUCACCAGUAGACUAACAUUCACAUUCUGACGAUAUUUUUUUUCCUCUCUUUCUCCAUCAUCAUAAUAAUCAAAUUUCGGCUCAGAAUCGAAUGAGAAUUUUGUUCCGUUCAUCUCAAUCGUUACUUUGUUUCUCUCUGGUUGAUUUGUUUUCUUUUUCCUUGUGUUAAAUUGUUCCAUAAUUAUCUCGUUGGAAAUGAGUCGAUCUGAUCGAAGUGCUCAAAAUGUUAAACGUCUCCGGGAAUCUUUUAGACAAGAAUAUCUUGACAAUCAAGAUCUCUAUUACGAGGAGGAUUACCAGAAAUUGGAAACUGAUGAUUGGUACGUUAAGAGGUUUUUCUUAGCUCGAAAUCGUAAUGAAAGUGAAGCGCUCAAGAUGAUUAUUGAGACCAUGAGAUGGAGGAAAAGUAUAAAGAUUCGUGAAUUUCGUGAUUACCAUUUUCCAAUAGAAUUUUAUAAGAUUGGUGCUCUUUUCAUCUAUGAAUGUGAUCGUGAUGGUUUUCUCACAGUUUAUAUUCGGGUUAAAAUGCAUCGAAAGAUUCCCGAGCUCGAUGAUCAUUCGAAAAAGUUUUUAAUCCAUGUUCUCAAUAAAGCGGAUAUAAUGACGGGAGGCAAUGGAAUCGGUGUAGUAUUUGAUGUCACUGGUGCUGGUUAUCGUAAUCUCGACUGGGAUUAUCUUAAAUUUCUCAUUAAUUCUGGUUCGAGUUAUUUUCCAGUCGGUGUUAAAUAUAUUCUUGUUGUUAACGUUCCCUGGGCAUUGAAUGCAUUCAGAAGAGUAGCUCUCUCAUUCCUUCCCGCUUCCUGGUUUGGCCUGAUUAAAUUUGCCAAUGGUGAUGAGGUUUUCAAUUAUAUUGACAGAAAUUCAGUCCCUGAUUAUCUGGGCGGUAAUUGUAAACGUAACUUCAGAGCGAUUCCUCCAGGUUCACAGCCAGUUUCUCAAGUGAUUACCGAAUUUGGUUAUUCGCUACAAGACAUUGAUCGUAUUUUACCAGAAUUUUCCGAUGCCCUCGAAGAAGCGACAAAAGAACUGGAAACUAAAGAUUAUGUUAACCCAAGUCCCGAUUUCUGGGAUUCAUUGGAAGACGAAGAUCUGAAAGAAGAACAAGAACAAGAUCAAUCGACAAUUAAAAGAUCGGCCAAUUGUUUGGUUGUUAAUCCAUCUAAGAAUAUGAUGUUCCGAUAUGAUUAUUGUGAUCGCGCUUAUGUAGCGACACUUGUAAUGUCCAAUCCAUUGGAAAGUCCAGUUGCCUUUAAGAUCCAAUCAACGAGUCCAUCGAGAUAUACUGUUAGUCCAAGUCUUGGAAUUGUUUUACCAAAGAGAACAAUUAGUGUGACCAUUAAAUUUAAUCAACCAUCAGGGGAUGAAAUGAUUAAGGAUAAAUUCUUAAUCCUUGGAUUACCAGUAAAUCAAACUUGGUUAACAGUUGAAGAUUUUUAUCAUCUUUGGAUUAAACGUAAAGAUGAAAUUUAUUCCCAUAAAUUGUUACCACUUUUAGAUGAAGAUCAAGGUGAUGAUGGUGAUGAUGAUCAAGAUUAUCAAGAUAAUGGAAAUGAUAAAAUGUACAAACGUAAAUUAAUCAAAUCAGAAAAGGGAAUAAUCAAUGGAGGAAUUAAAAUCUCUUCUAAUUGUAAUAAACAAUUGGAUCAACAGAUGAGCAAAUUAACUGAAAGAAUUGAUUCACUUGCAACACAACAAAGGAAAACUUGGUUCUUCCUAACAAUCAUAAUGUCUCUCUAUUUUCUUAUACUCUCAUAUUAUGCCUUCGAUAUUGUUAAUAUAAUUCAAAAUUAUCACAAUUAAACAUCAAAUUCAUUAAAUCGAAAACAAUUAAAAUUGUAACGAAAAAAAAAAUCUCCAAUCAUUUCU
This is a messenger RNA of Panonychus citri (citrus red mite), 2983 nucleotides long. Its product is annotated as motile sperm domain-containing protein 2-like. The record is from RefSeq and is a predicted model, not a curated record. Bases 1313 to 2917 code for a protein of 534 amino acids. NCBI's taxonomy places the organism in Eukaryota, Metazoa, Arthropoda, Arachnida, Trombidiformes, Tetranychidae. The transcript is spliced from 3 exons.